Messenger RNA from Gymnodraco acuticeps, 7818 nucleotides. Its product is annotated as general transcription factor 3C polypeptide 1. Gene Ontology annotation, biological process: 5S class rRNA transcription by RNA polymerase III; transcription initiation at RNA polymerase III promoter. The record is from RefSeq and is a predicted model, not a curated record. NCBI's taxonomy places the organism in Eukaryota, Metazoa, Chordata, Actinopteri, Perciformes, Bathydraconidae. Gene Ontology annotation, molecular function: DNA binding. Gene Ontology annotation, cellular component: transcription factor TFIIIC complex.
CAGAGUCACCAGUUGGAAGACGCACUUGUAAACACGUAUUACUAUUUGGUUAUUAUUAACCGUCAGUCGUAUGAGAAUACAAUAACUUCAGUAUGCAGAUUAUAUAAGUGUAACAUCCGGUGAGUUAAAAACCCGGAACAAACCAAACAAGCUGCUAGUUAGCUAGUUGUUGUUAAGUUGGCAUGUUAGCACGUUAGCUAGUUGGUAGCAUCAUGGAUCCGUUGACUAUAGUUGUGGAUGAAGUGGCUUUGGAGGGACUGGACGGAAUAACUAUCCCCUCUCUGUGGAUACGAUUAGAGAAUAGAAAGCCUGCUUUUCCCCUGAAACUCGAUGACCAUACCAAGGAGCUCGUCUGGAGGUCCCUUAUCAACAACACCGAGCUGAAGCUGUACCAGCUGCCGCAGGAGAGAGACGAUGUGGUGCUGUUUGACAGGUUCAAAGGCAUCGACCCAGAAACGGGCAUUGAAACAAGACAUCAUUUUUCUGACAGGAAAGAUGUCUACCUGGUUGAUAUGAUUCUAGAAAACAAGAAUGGGAUUCAGGGCUCCUGUGCAUUAUUCAAAGAGAGGAAAGACAUCACUAAAAAUGUCCGCUCCGAGUCCCUCGCCCCCUUACUCAACCUGCAGGAGGCUUUGGAACAAUAUGGCCGAAAGCUUGUCGUGGUGGCGUGUCAGACGCUGCGAUUCAGGACCCUGAUUGGUCCGGAGAGCGAUCCUGAUUUGAAACUCAACGACGACUCUUACUGCGUGCUGGAACGAGUCGGCCGAGCUCGAUGGCAAGGAGAGCUUCAAAAGGAUCUGCACGGAAGCUCCUUCAAGAUCGAUGCUCGGAAGCUGCACUACAUGAGGAAGGCUCUGGUGAAACACGGCCUGGUCAGCAUGCAGUCUCACGUCACUCGAGUGAUCUCAGGACAGCAGCAGCACUCCAUCCUGCUGCUGCUCAAACGCUUCUACGUCAACAGGAGGGCAAAAUACGACAUCCUAAUGGAGUACAUCUGCAACCUCCUGCAGCAGUCGCCGGGUCAGUUUGCCACUCUGCUCACUCUGAAACACCACCUGAAUGUGGAGGACAGCACUUUCAAGCGUGUAUUUCAGUACAUGAGAAAUGCCAAGUUGGCUGAGUUCUGUCAGUACCCUCUGGAGGAUUUAGACCCAUCAGCCGGGCCGUGCAUCAACAAGAAAGGGAAGAAAGUGCUUGUGCGCUGUUUGAGAUUGUUGAAGCCGUACACGAAGAAGGGCGUCACUGAUGAUGACGAUGAUGACGACGACGACGAUGAAGAUUUCCCAGCAGGGAGAAUCGAAUCUAAUCCUCCAGAGGGGCGAAUCAUGGAGAGGGACGUCCUGUCGCAGGCCUAUAACAUGGUAUUAUCCACUGGCACAAAGGGAAUGGCUCAGCGCGGGAUCAGUUGUAAGGUGAAUGUCGGGAAGCUGGAAUCUCGUAUGAUCUGUCGACGGCUGGAGAGGGAGGAUAUGAUUAAGGGAUUCAUGGUGGACCAGGGUCGACAGAGGACGACACAGUUUAUCAGCCAUAGGUUUGUUGGUGUGAGUAAUCGACUCCAACGGUUUGCUAAGGAGCAGGAGCGGACGAAGCUCCUCUACUCCUCUGCACCACAGGCAUUAGAUGUUGAUGCGCCAUCCCCUAAAUCACCACCAACUGCCAAACGGAAAAAAGCAUCCUCCAAAAGCCCUGCAGCGAAGAAGUUUAGGAAAGCAGAUGGCGGAGGAAAGGAGGCUGUAGAGGAGGAUGGAGAAGUGAACACAGAAGUUAGAGCCUUGGAUGGAGAGGGAGGGGAAGCAGCAGGAGAGAAAAGCCAGGUGAAAGCUGAGCAUCCUGAGAGCCCUUUCAUACAAGCAGCUGAAGGUGAAACCGCAGCUUGCAGUGAGUCAAACAGCAGUGCAGCACCUGACUCUGAGUCCACUCCCACAGCAGAACCAGCUGGAGUCAAAGAGGAUGAUCCCAACUCAAAUCCUUUCAGCACAUUUCCUGAGUGUGAGCCGUCGAAAGCAGCCAACAACUCAGGAGACAACGACGUUGUUGUUGUUACAGAUUUCUGCAAGAGACCGGCCCGGGUUCGUGUAAAAAACAAAUAUGCUUUGGCGAGAUCUCACGAGACGUUCCGCCUGCUGAGGAGGAAGAACCUGAUCGUGGAGGCGGUGCGCAACUUCAAAAUCAUCGAGGGUCUCUUCCCGCUACAGAAGAUCAUUACUGACGACGAAAAGAAGGAUGGAAUCAACACGAGGUGCUGCAAGAAGACUAUCGUACGCACCGUGGACAGCCUGUCCAGAGAAGGCUUACUAAAGGUGUACAAGACCACCAUCAUACAGGACGGGGUCACCAAGAACGUGGAGAUGGUCGUUCAUCCGUCCGUUAAGCCCACCGAUGAAAUAGUGACACGACUCAUCGAACAGAUCCGCUUCAGAAUCUCCAGUUCUUACUCCACUGUACGUCAUCAGCACGCUGAAGAGAAAGCCAGAGAAGAAGGCGCCGCCCCUGAAGAUACGAGCGGCAGCCCUUCCAGAGCCAAUAAGAGAGACAAGAAGAAAAAUAAAAACGAAGAGUUCAAGCCCACAACAGUUAAGGGAUUGGGGAAGUCUCUUGGAUUCCAGCCUAAGAUGCAUCGUAUGCGUGUUGUUCAUAACUUCCUCUGGUACCUGAUAUACGGGCACCUGAGCAAACAGAGCUCCUCUGACUCCCCAUCGACCAGCGACACGUCGGCACAACAGAACAUCUCUGACCCCGAUCCCAAACAACGGAAAGACUCCCCUAACAAACAAACACUGCCGUCUGAAAACACUGACUCGCCAAACUUAGAUGUGAUAUCGUCGGGUGAUGAAGAGGAGGAGCAGAAGGAUAAAUCGAUACCUAGUGACUCUCAGUCCGACUUGAAAGUGUAUUCUGAUGAAGACUCCUGGAAGAAAUUCAUUCCUCCUGUGCGUGUGCACAAGGGGUUUAUCAGCGGCUGGGCGAUGGUCGGAGACAUCCUGCUCUGCAUGCCGCUCUCCAUCUUCAUUCAGGUCAUACAGGUCAACUAUAAGGUGGAAGGACUGGAGGAAUAUCUCAACGACCCGGUGAAGCAGCACCAUCUCAUCCGAACGCUGCCGGCCAGGAUGAGAAGACAGCUGCUCUACAAACGAAAAUACAUCUUCGCCUUCCAUGAGAACCUGCAGAAGCUGGUCUACAUGGGUCUGGUGCAGUUUGGGCAUGUUGAGAAGUUCAAGGAGAAAGACCAGGUGUUUGUGCACGUGAUGCGUAACGCCUCCAUCGUCGACACCACCAACGCCGAGCCUCACUACUGGCUCGUCACAGAGUCCUUCGACAAACCCUUCGAGCAGCGCCACUACACGUUCAACAGCGCAGAGGACGUGGAAAACUACUGGUUCGACCUGAUGUGUGUCUGCCUCAAUACACCACUGGGGGUAAUCCGCAUUAAGAGAAAUCCCUCUGAGGAAGAAACUGAUCCUUCCUUUGUGCACGAACGCAACGUCUUUGUGGGACUGGCAUACCUGCUCAAGGGAAAUCUCGAAGUGUGUGACGACGGUUCGAUACCCGGAGACGGUAAAGGAGCCGGAGGUCUGCACUCUGAAUUCUUCGCUCAUCUUAAACGUAACUGGUUGUGGACCAAUCAUCUUCUCGCUGUGAGGACGACCCCAAGUGGCUUAGAGGCGAAGGAGAAUAAAAUCAGACUGAAGAGCCUGCUGAGUAAAAACUCUCUCAGGAUCGCACUCAAAGCUGCAGGAACUAUUAACCCUCGUUAUUCGACUGCCAAACGAUCAGUGAUAGCAGAAACUAUUGAGGUGGAUAUUGAGCCUGCGUCCAGAAACCAGCAGGUGGUCGGAGGAAAGAAACAGAAGAGGAAGAGAACCAAGAAGGAGGUCGCCAAGCCCUCACGCAAGAAGAAGAAAGAGCCAAAGAAACGCCUGCCGGCUCACGACGAGGCCGACCACCGAGCUCUGAAGAUGAUGACGAGGCAGAGAGUGUACUGGUCCGUGCAGGAGGACUCUCUGAUGAUGCUCUGCAGAGUGGCCUCCAACCUGCUCAACAGCAAGUUGAAGAGGCCGUUCGUACCGUACGUUGUGGUCAGAGACCUGCUCCACGCAGAGUUCGAGAUCUCGAUGGAUAAAACAUCCGUCGCUGUCGGACGUCGCACACGAUACAUCCUCAAAAAUCCUCAGACGCUCCUGAACUACAGGAUCUGUCUGGCUGAGGUGUAUCAGGACAAACCUUUGAUGAGCCUGCUGGAGGAAAACAAACCCGCCGAUCCCAGCAUUGUCGAGGAUUGUGCAAAAUCGUUCUUGGAGUACGCCCGGCUGCUCCGACAGAAGUUCAGCUCCGUGGUUCUGAACGCUCGGGAGAUGAUCAUGCCCGACACAAAACGCCAGCUCUUCUCACGGUUCAAGGUCUCAGCGAUAGAGAGUGGAAAGCGUGUGUCAUGGAAAGACAACAUCAACUCCAACAAUGAUAUUCAUGCCAUAGUGUUACAAAACUUGAUCCAAAGCACUCUGGCCAUGACCAACAAUCAGAUGAAGGCGUCCAGGUCCUUCCAGACCUUCCACAUGUACAGUAAGUAUAACCAGGAGAUGCUGUGCCAGGCGUUCAUUCAGUGCAGGAAGAGAGGGCUGGUGAACCGGCGCCGCAUCAAUCAGGCGUUCGGACCGAAGAAGAACCGAGCGCUGCCCAUCCUGCCCAUGUCCUACCAGCUGUCCCAGUCCUACUACAGGUGUUUCUCGUGGCGUUUCCCUAACUCUCUGUGCACCGACUCCUUCCGCUUCCUGAGGAGUCUCAUCAACAACGGGAUGUCAGACGACCAACCCGUCACUGCGUUCUACAAUGAGCCCGAGAACAGGUCGGAGAGCGAAGACGUAGUAACGGAGAGAAGAGCGGCAUCGGAGAAGAAGAAAAAACAAAACAAAGGGGAGAAAGAAGGACCAGUGAAGGAACCAGAGAAGGAACCAGAGAAGGAACCAGAGAAGGAACCAGAGAAGGAAACCAGUGACUGUACAAAGGAGGGAGGGAAGGACCAAAGUAAAACGGAAGGAGGAGAGGAGUUAAUGGAGGUGAACGAGGAGAAAAACAAAGCAGAGGAACAGAAGAACCAGGAAGAUUCGCUCACAGCUGAUUCUACUGAAGAUCCCUCCAGCAGAGAGCAGACGGACAACCCUUCACCCAGAGAGGAGUCUCCAGAUGUGUCUGCUCCUCAGAUAACUUCAGAGGAGUCUCCAGAUGUGUCUGCUCCUCAGAUAACUUCAGAGGAGUCUCCAGAUGUGUCUGCUCCUCAGAUAACUUCAGAGGAGUCUCCAGAUGUGUCUGCUCCUCAGAUAACUUCAGAGGAGUCUCCAGAUGUGUCUGCUGCUUCGAUAACUUCAGAGAAGUCUCCAGAUGUUGCUGCUGCUCCUCUGAUAACUUCAGAGGAGUCUCCAGAUGUGUCUGCUCCUCAGAUGACUGCAGAGGAGUCUCCAGAUGUGUCUGCUCCUCAGAUGACUGCAGAGAAGUCUCCAGAUGUGUCUGCUCCUCAGAUAACUUCAGAGGAGUCUCCAGAUGUUGCUGCUGCUCCUCUGAUAACUUCAGAGAAGUCUCCAGAUGUUGCUGCUCCUCCGAUGACUGCAGAGAAGUCUCCAGAUGUUGCUGCUCCUCCUAUAACUCCAGAGGAGUCUCCAGAUGUUGCUGCUCCUCUGAUAACUCCAGAGAAGUCUCCAGAUGUUGCUGCUCCUCUGAUAACUCCAGAGAAGUCUCCAGAUGUUGCUGCUCCUCCUAUAACUCCAGAGGAGUCUCCAGAUGUUGCUGCUCCUCCUAUAACUCCAGAGGAGUCUCCAGAUGUUGCUGCUCCUCUGAUAACUCCAGAGAAGUCUCCAGAUGUUACUGCUCCUCCUAUAACUCCAGAGGAGCCUCCAGAUGUUACUGCUCCUCCUAUAACUCCAGAGGAGCCUCCAGAUGUGUCGGACAUGCUGCAGUUCUGCAUGGAGUCCCCGGGGGGAGCGAGUGGAGUCUGUCUCAGCCUGAUGUCUCUGGGACUGCUGAGUGUCUUCAUGUCCAUCCCCAAACAGGUGGUGGUGGUGGACAGCAACCUGGUGGACAGCGACGUGGUCAAGAGUUUGGUGGCGCUGGAAGAAGAGGAUGAUGAUGAGGGUGAGGAUUGUGACGGGAAGAAGAAACUGGAGGUGAAGUCACAUCAGGCGUCUCACACCAACUACCUGAUGAUGCGCGGAUACUUCUUUCCUGGCAUAGUGAAAAUCCGUAACCUGAACACUCUGGAUAACAUCGUGGUGGAGUCGUGCAUCAUGAAGCUGCAGCUGCGCAGCACUCCUGCUCACCAGCUGUUCAAUACAGAGGACUUUCCACCGCUGGACUUGUCUAAAUGCGGUCCAUCCCUGCUGCCCUCCGUCCUCUCCUCCUCCACCCGCUCUUCCUCCUCCUCUUCCUCCUCCUCUCCCCACAGUGUGAAGGAGUGUGAGAGGCGUUUGGUUGAGCAGAGAGGUUACACUCCUCAGGACGUUAAAGCGUGUGUUCAGCUCAGGAGGAGUCUAGAGGCAGCGAAGGAGAGCGGUCUGGGGGUCCAGGACCUCUACGAGACUCACGCUCAGCUGCAGGAGGCGCAGGGGGGCCGCAGCAGGAGCCUGCAGCUGUACCUGAAGGAGCUGCAGGAGGAGGGCCAGGUGGUGAAGGUGGGGGGUCUGGGUCCUCGCUGGGUGCUGAUGCAGCACUCUGAGCCCUGGCUGCUGACCGUGAAGCAGCCCUCCAAGAAAUGGCACGAGUCCCGCCUCAACUCCAACAGAAUCCCCUUUCUGGAGAAGAACCACAACAUCCCCUUCAUGCGCAUGAGAACCAGGCGGGAGGUCCGAGAGCAGGAAGAGGAACCGCCGGCGAAAAGAUCAGCUGUGGAAAAACAAGGAGGCGAAGAUGUAGCGGGAUCAUCGAGUGACGCAACGGGAGAGAAAACCAACGAGGAAGAAGAGCUGGAGAGGAAGAAAGAGAGGACAGGGGAGGGGAGUGGGGAGAAGCUGGUGAACUUGGAAGAGGAGGGAGGAGAGGUGGUGCAGUCUGAAGAGGAAAGAGAGCAGGAGAAAGGAAAGGAGGAGCUGGACAGUGAGGAAAAGAAAGAUAAUGGAGCAGAGAGUAUGGAGGAAGAGGAAUCCUCUCCAUCAACAAGCCCGACUGGAGUGGAUAAGGAGGAAAACGUGAGCUUCAUCAGCCGGCCGUGGCGCAUGGUGGACGGGAACCUGAACCGGCAGGUGUGUAAGGGCAUGCUGGAGGCCAUCCUGUACCACGUGAUGUACCGACCCGGACUCACGCAGCAGGCGCUGGUGGAGCACUACAAAGACGUGCUGCAGCCCAUGGCCGUGCUCGACCUGCUACAGGCGCUCACAGACUCCGGCUGUGUGAUGAGGAAGACUCUGGUGAGAGCUGCUAAACCUUCGCUGUUCGCCCGCGCUGUGAAGACGAGCAGAGAGACGAAGGCGAUGAUGGAGGAACCGGACUGCGUGUUCUACGAGCCGACCAUCAGCUGCUGCCUGCGGCUCGGCCAGAUGCUUCCCAACGAGCGACACUGGAACAGCUGCAUGCCCUGAAGUCACCCUGGAGCAUCAGAGACUUGAUAUGGCUUUUAAAGAUCAAGUUUAAAAUGUUCUCCUCGCCACAAUCAGUAUGUUGUGAUAAACCUAAAAGAUUUGAUUUGACUAAAUGUUUCAUGGCAUCAGGUUAUUUGACAGAUUUCACUUCUGGUUUUACAGAACAGGGAUUUCUUUGUACAUUUAUUUGUUAAAACCUUUCGUCUGUGUUCCUUUUUUGUUUUGACAUUAAUAAUAAAAAGAAUAAUUAUUUGCA